This is a messenger RNA of Crotalus tigris (Tiger rattlesnake), 2586 nucleotides long. RefSeq names its product myeloperoxidase (gene MPO). Gene Ontology annotation, biological process: response to oxidative stress. The coding region runs from base 44 to 2197 and encodes 717 amino acids. Gene Ontology annotation, molecular function: heme binding; peroxidase activity. The record is from RefSeq and is a predicted model, not a curated record. Lineage: Eukaryota; Metazoa; Chordata; Lepidosauria; Squamata; Viperidae. The transcript is spliced from 14 exons.
AAAAUACUUGAUUUCCAGGCAGCUAAGGUCAGAACUGGAGAAGAUGGGAAGGCUGAGGCUGGUCUUUGUUCUUCUGGGUAUUCUAAUAGCAGUAAAGCCUCAAGAGGCAGAUAACCUUUCUUUACAAGACAUUGCAAAGAAACUGGAAACCCGAUUCCUUCUGCAGAAUGUGGAAGAAGCCAAGAAAUUAGUAGAUGCUGCCUAUGAAUAUACCCAGAACCGGUUAGAAGAAAAACUAAGGAAAGAGACAGUACGCCCUUCAGAUAUCCUAGUGUCUUUCAGACGACCUGUAGGAAAAACUCGGUCGCAUGUGAAAGCUGCUCAAUAUAGGCUGGUGGCCUUGGACCUCUUGAAAGAGAAGCUGCAGGAUGUAUUUCCUCAGGAAUUCAAUAUCACAGAUGUGCUCUCCCCUUCCCAGAUGCAAACUAUCUACAAGUCAAGUGGAUGUGCUUCCCAAGAGAUCAGUACCCAAGAGUGUGAUGAGAAGAACCCUUACCGGACCAUUACAGGCGAAUGCAAUAACCUGAGAAUUCCUACUUUGGGAGCUAGCAACCGUCCAUAUGUCAGGUGGCUGCCACAAGAAUAUGAAGAUGGCGUCUCUCUCCCACGUGGCUGGACAGAAACGAAGCUGUAUUCUGGAUUUCCUCUGCCCUUAGUCCGGGCUGUAUCCAACGACAUCGUCUUCUUUCCUAAUGUAAACCUCACAGAUGAUCCUUUCCGCUCAGUCAUGUUUAUGCAGUGGGGGCAGUUUCUCGAUCAUGAUUUGGAUUUUGGACCUUCUGAAACAGCGACCCUCACCUUCAUAAAAGGAAUAGAUUGCAUUAACAGCUGUGUGAAAGGGCCACCAUGUUUCCCAAUCCAGAUCCCACCCAAUGAUCCUUCAAAAAAGCAGUUUAAGUGCAUCCCCUUUACCCGGGCUGCUCCUGCGUGCAACGGUGGCUAUGCCAUUCGCAACCAGAUCAAUGCACUCACAGCCUUUAUUGAUGCCAGUAUGGUAUAUGCCAGUGAAGAUAAGUGGGCAAUGCAGCUAAGAAAUUUCACAAACAACCUAGGAUUGCUGGCUGUGAAUAACAAAUUCAACGAUCGAGGCCUUGCCUAUCUCCCCUUUGGUGUUCCUGAAGGUUUUCAGGAAAAUUGCAAUAUAACAAACAAAACCCUCAACAUUCCCUGUUUUUUGGCAGGUGACAAUCGAGUUAAUGACAUGCCAGGGCUGAUCGUAUUGCAAACUCUUUUCAUGCGAGAGCACAACCGUCUGGCCACUGAGCUGAAGAGGCUGAACCCACAAAUGAGUGGAGAAGAACUCUAUCAGGAAUCCCGGAAAAUCUUGGGAGCCAUGAUGCAGAAAAUCACCUAUACAGAAUAUAUACCUGCCCUACUGGGGGAUUCUAGUGCUCUGCCUUCCUACAGAGGCUACAAUGACUCUGUGGAUCCCCGAAUUUCUAACGUCUUUACCAAUGCUUUCCGUUUUGGACAUACUUCAGUGCGGCCAACUGUGCCUCGCUUAGACAGCCGUUACCGAGUUGUGAGUCAAACACCCUUAGAAAAUGAGUUCUUUGCUACAUGGAGAGUUAUCAGAGAAGGAGGCAUCGAUCCCAUCUUGCGAGGCCAAAUAGGUACACCAGCCAAACAACUGAGACAAGAUCAGAUAGUAGUAGAGGCUCUGCGAGACCGACUCUUCAAACAAGUUGCAAAAUUUGGAUUGGAUCUGCCAGCAUUGAACAUGCAGCGUGGCCGAGAUCACGGUCUAGCAGGUUAUAAUGCCUGGAGACAAUUCUGUGGCCUCUCACAACCUCACAAUGAAAGUGAUCUGGCCCAGGUCCUCCAGAAUUCUCAGCUGGCCAAGAAGUUCAUUCGGCAUUAUGGGACGCCCAGGAACAUCGAUCUCUGGAUUGGGGGAGUGGCUGAGCCCCUCAUUCGGAAUGGCAGAGUUGGGCCUCUGCUGGCAUGUAUCUUUCGGAAACAGUUCCAAAACCUUCGUGAUGGGGACAGGUUCUGGUGGGAGAACCGUGGAGUGUUUACUGCAGCCCAGCGACAGGCUCUUGCUGCAGUGUCAUUGCCACGCAUCAUCUGUGACAAUACUUAUAUCCGCGAGGUACCUCGGUUCAUUUUCCGAGCCAAUCAGUAUCCACGUAAUUUUGUCAACUGCAAUGCCAUCCCAAGGCUCAGCCUCUUUCCAUGGAAAAAGACUCCUGAAUAGAUCAGUGAAGGAUUUAUCCUUUUGUAAGAGGGGCCGGAUGUCAACGCUGCUAAUAUCGGAUGUUUUUGCAUUGACAACAAAUGGAAAUGUAGCCAUCUUUUACCUUUUGCUUUUAGUGUUAGAUGAUGCUGGGAGGGGGAACGUGAGCGAGAGUCCAGCUAGACAUAACAACGCUGGACCCAGUGUGAGAGACAAGGUUAUUGUAACCAGAACUGAUAAGAAAUUGGCGGGCUGGAAAACGGGAGAGGAAUCCCGCGCUUCAUGCUAAUUGGGGAAUGUGAUUUAUGACUAAAGGAGGGAAUUGUGCUUUGAUACUAUGUGCUCAGGGGAGGGGAAUUUAGUUUUUGGCUUUGAUUAUGGACUGCCGAUGCUAUGCUACUCAAAAUAAA